CCAGUAGAGUAGAUAAAUAAGUAAAAUUGCAUUUAUUUUUGUGUUUUUUUUUGUGAGUUGUUGUCUUUUCAUGUUUCAGGGUAUUCCAACACUGGUGAACAGACAGGACAGAAAUUAUGAGCUCAUAUUUAAAGAUGUUAAGGGCAAAGUUCAACAAGAGUCGUUGCAGCCUCUGACACAGUAUGACCUCGUAAAGGAGCUGCAGUCCUACAGUGACGUGUGUGAGGCCCUGUCCACAGUCGAACUGGCCCUGGGUUUCCUCGCCAUGACUGGGGGAGAGCCACACAUGCAGCUGAGCACUUAUUUGAAGGAGGUGCUACAGAUGACUGACCACAUGGCCCCACAUGUCUUCAAGGCAUUAAGUAGGUGCAGCCUGAAACACAGUGUGGCACUGUGGCAGCUGCUCAGCUCUCUGAAAUCAGAGACAAUGCUACGUCUGAAGAGGGACCCGUUUGUGGGCAUCAGCAAAGAGUACAGACGUCCUUUGCAGGAGAAACACAAAAGGCUGCUAACUAGUUUUUUCACUAAGUCCAGCGCUGAUGCCUUCCUGUUGGAGAUGCAUGAGUUUCUGCUUUUGGUCCUGAAGAACCCAAAAGCCACGGACACCUUUAGGCCUGACUGGGGCCUUAAAGACACUGUUGUGUCCUACAUGGAGCGUAAAGAUCUGGACAUUCCUCCUGAGGUGGACGAGUUCUUCCCUGAAGAGAUCCUGCUCUCACAGUACACAGACACAUGGAAGUUAUCUGUUCUUCUCAGACAAGAAAGAAACCAAAGAUAGAUCCUGUAUGACGUACUUCUGUUGUCUUACCCAGUCACUCUCAUAUCAGAGAAAACUUAGAAAUGAUUUACAGAUGACUUCAGUACAAACUUUUGAAGACAGUGCCUUUUGUGCACCUUAGGCACAAUAUGCAGUACAGCUGCUGCAUAUUUGCUCCCUUAUAUAAAGCACUUUAUACUGUAAUAUUAAGGUACAAUCUGUCAAAGUAAUCUCUCAGAUAAUUAGCAAGUACAAUACAACUUGUUACAAAGUAUAGAAAGUUCAAAACAAUCAUUAAGUGUAACUUUUUUGCUUUAACUAUUUUCUCUGUUUUGUUUGGAAGUUGCCAACAAUUGCUUAACCAUUCCUCCUUUAUUUGUUUACUUGUUACUUUAAGAUACAUACACACUCAUUUAAGAAUGUGAACUGUUGAUUGUUGAAAUAAACACUCCACAUCGUGAGCCCAGACCUGGACUUGCACUUGUCCAUGUUUGUUUUUGUCCAUGUUUUUGAUAGCGUGUUGUUUUUUGGUUAAUGUUUUUUUUUUUUUUAAACAUAGGUGUUCAAUAAAAAAAAACAUAUAUAUAUAUAUGUAUGUAUGUGUGUGUGUGUGUAUCUCCUUUACAGCUUAUCAGGGAUUUCUAACCUCAUUUUCCAUUGCAUUUUUUUUUCUGUGCUUUUACUAUACUAAAAACAAUGUUUCUGUGGUCAUCAUGCCGGAAAAAUGCUGUGAUGUUUACUUUUUCUGUGACUAACAUGGAUUUGAAUAAAAAGUUAUUAAACAUG
Molecule: messenger RNA, 1543 nt
Organism: Cyprinus carpio (common carp)
Lineage: Eukaryota; Metazoa; Chordata; Actinopteri; Cypriniformes; Cyprinidae
Product: E3 ubiquitin-protein ligase rnf213-alpha
Exons: 5
Coding region: 71-778 (235 amino acids)
Biological process (GO): ubiquitin-dependent protein catabolic process; sprouting angiogenesis; negative regulation of non-canonical Wnt signaling pathway
Cellular component (GO): membrane; cytosol; nucleolus
Molecular function (GO): ATP hydrolysis activity; ubiquitin-protein transferase activity
Source: RefSeq, a predicted model, not a curated record